Molecule: messenger RNA, 4880 nt
Organism: Helicoverpa zea (corn earworm)
Lineage: Eukaryota; Metazoa; Arthropoda; Insecta; Lepidoptera; Noctuidae
Product: homeotic protein empty spiracles-like
Exons: 3
Coding region: 131-955 (274 amino acids)
Biological process (GO): brain development; neuron differentiation; regulation of DNA-templated transcription
Molecular function (GO): DNA binding; DNA-binding transcription factor activity, RNA polymerase II-specific
Source: RefSeq, a predicted model, not a curated record
CUCAUUCGGCCGCGCGCCGCCUUGGCGUUCGUAUCGCGCGCUCGCGUCACGAUGGAUUGUGUUCUGUGUGACAUGUGCUUCUGAUUUGGUGUAUUAUUUUUUUUGUGACGGACCCGUUGUGUGUAAAAGCAUGAUGCCUCUCGCACCGACCCCUGUGGUGGCGGUGCCAUCGAAGCCGAAGAUAGGAUUUAGUAUAGACAGUAUAGUGGGUGGUUCGGAGCGGCCGAAGCAGGCAUCGCCGCCGCUGGCGAGUCCUGGGUCUCCGUCGCCGGUCGCGUCUCCGAGGAGUCCAUCGCCGAGACCAUUGUUGAGGCCGAGUGCACUGCCGGCGGUGUUUCCUUCUCCGGAGUUGAAGAGGUUGCCGUACUUGGACGCUCAGAGCCAUCACCACCAGUUUCUGGCGCACUUCCAAGGGGCUGCGCUGGCCGCGGCGCUGGCUCAUCAGCAGCAGGGCUUCGGAGGACCUCUGCCGCCGCACCCGCCCCCUCACCCCGCGCCGCCGGUGCCCCGGGAGUCCUACACGCUGUACCCCUGGCUCAUCAACAGGCACGGCAGGAUAUUCCCACACAGGUUUCCUGGAGGACCCGACAUCCCCGGCUUCCUACUCCAGCCGUUCCGCAAGCCCAAGCGGAUCAGAACAGCGUUCUCACCAUCACAGCUUUUGAAAUUAGAACACGCCUUCGAGAAGAACCAUUACGUGGUCGGCGCGGAGAGAAAACAGCUCGCUCAAGCGUUGAGCCUCACAGAGACACAGGUAAAAGUUUGGUUCCAAAAUAGAAGAACGAAACACAAACGAAUGCAGCAAGAGGAGGAAGCGAAGACUGGAGGCAAGUCAGGCUCCUCAAACAUGAAGCCAGAUGACGGCAGCCAGCUCAACAACUCCUACGAAGAUGAUGAUGAAGAACUAAUUGAUAUGGACAUGGACGAACUCAGUGAAAGUGAAAAUGAAACGUAAGACAGUGGAAUAAGUGAUAAAAUCGUGUAAAUAUUAAUGUAAUCUAGAUGUUUAGAGUAUAGUUUUAUUUAUUUAUGAGUUUUAAGAGAUGUUAGCUGGCGGUGGUAGCCUUGUUUCGACUGACAAUGACUUUGGUUUGAAAAGCGAAUGUAAAAACGUUACGUUUGAAUUAGUGCAAGGAAUUCUAUGAUUGAUUAUACAUUUCGUCGUGAUUACAAUACGCAAUAAGUAACAAACCAACGCUUAGAAUUUGUCAUCAAUUAUCUUAAUUUAGACAAUUAAUUUAGGCAUUACCAUGACGCAAUCAAAUUUGCAAAUUUUAAUUAAAAUUUAUUUGAUUACUAAACCCCGUAUAUCAACAGGCAACGUGAUCAAUCUUCAAAAAGUGGGCGUUAGGUGGUGUUUGCAAUAAUUUAUAUCAAUUCCAAAGCCAUUAAAGCGGCCAUAUCAUUAAAUCAACUUUAUAAAACGGUUUCAAAAUGGCUCCCCGGGUCUUGUUAGCGUUACGGCUUAUUAGAUAACAAAAUUGGCCGUAUUAUAAUAGUUUUCGGGCUUAAAUUAAUUAAAAAUGGCUCUUUUUUGAUGUUCAUCCAGUGAUGUGGGUAUAAUUAGACAUUUUAGAUUUGAAAUGUUGAUAGGCAGGGUCCGUGGUUUCUCAACGAGCGCUGUCAACGUUAGACGGAGAUAACAAUACGGGCGUUACUGGAGAUAGAGGGAGAUAGGUGUAAGAUAGAGAUGAAGGCGAUUAUGGGUGCGUUCAGGUCCCUAUUAUUAAGAGAUGCGUUCGGAAACUAUCGCGUUCUCGAAUCGCGUUUCGUAAUUGCUCGCGACGUAACAAAAUUGUUUUGAAGUCGUCAACGAUUGUUCUCCGACGACUAUUUGUCUACGCGUUAGGAAUUUAAAGAUAGAGAUCUUUUUCUUGUUGAUGAUUCCUUUGACGCGUUGCUUAACUGUUUAGUUUGACUAACGACGUGUCCGGACUAUUGUUUUAAUGUGUCACAUUCUUUUUAUAUUUGUGAGCUCGUAUUUUUAUGGCCAUUAUCAAUUUAGAAGACCAGUUUUUAGUAUGGAGGUUGUUUUGAUUUCUCCGUGAGUCCGAAAAUAAAAAUGAAUUCACACUAAUGGCGAGCGUUCGGCCAUUUUAUGGCGAAUUAUAGUUGAAUGCUAAAAUUUUAACGGUCAAUUAAUCGAUUAGCAACUAAGAUUUUGCUUAAUUAAACUCGAAUAGGUACUGAAAAAGUUGGUCUUACUACGGUUUGUCCGUUGAAAAUUGUUUUAUUUUUUUUCUGUCUAAAGUUUAAUGCGUACUUUCUUGAUUGAAAAGGCGUUAUUCUCAUUGCUUUGUUUACUAUGUUCUUUCACUAGGCUGUAGCCUUUAAACCCGGGUUUAAGCGAGCGAUUAUAAGGCUAAUUUGUAUUUUCCUUUCCGUCUUUUGUUCAUAUGAUUUACGAUUACCAGUAUCGAGUUCUCGCCGAAUCGAUUUACCGAGUGAAUCGGUUUUAAAAACAAACUAUUUUGUUUUUGUUCGGUACCCGUGUGGUUAUGCCAUGUUGGUACAAAAUGUAGUUUUGAAAACAUGUAGCGGCAAUAUAUUUUUAAUUGCAUGACGUCGUGGGAAAAUAUAUUUGCAAACUGUGAAGUUAAUAAGACGAGAUUAGACUAUUUACAUUGGCAGUAAAGAUGUUAAAAUGCUAAAUAUUAUUUUAAAAUUCUUAAUCACAGUUUCAAAUAUUCACAAUAAAAAGAUUGUCUGUCGAAAUUCUCGCGCCUAAUAAAAAUCGAGAAUCGGAAUGCGCUAACUACCACACUAUCCGAAUCAAACGCGAUCGAAGAAAAAAGAAGAAAAAAAAAACGCAGGCAAAGAACCAAAGCGUUUGGCUCCACGCCAUUCGUAAUUUGAAAUCUAGAUUCCAUUUUCAGCUCAAUUAACUCUUAGUCGAUUUUAAUUAUCGUUUUUAUUCAUUAAGUGUUUGCGAUUAGCGGCCAUGUCGAUAUUUUACGAUGUAUUCUUUCGUAAAAGUUCGUUUUUAAUUACAUUCGCAUUGAUUGCUUUUAAUUCGCUGAUUAUGUGACAUUAUAAGGUUUAUUGGAGUCAUUGGAUGUUGAGAUAAGGCUGUUCGAUAUUUGAAUUGACUUUGACAUCUGAAUUUUGAGUGAUGCUCAUUGUUUUACGAAGAAUGAAAUUGAUCUAGAUGUUGUAAAAUUGGACUGAUUUCAACAAAAAAAUAACUGAAUGUCAAAAUUAAUGCUUGUUUGAACUUAUUUACAUAUGUACUUAUUUUGAUUUGAAAAUUUUAAAUGUUUAUUAUUUAUGUUAUAUCAAGAAAUAUUUGACUGCUUUGUUGAAAUCGGUCCUUAUAACCUAUAGCUCAAAAUUGAAUAGCAAUAUACAAGAAAAUAAAACAUAUUACAUACUAUAAAGUUAACGAUUCGCUCAAAUAUAGUAGUUUUAUUAAGCCAGUUCCUUUAGAGUAAUAUGUUAUGUGAAUAAAAAUGUCUAACGAUUUAAUGCAGUAUUAUAAUGAUUGUACCUCCUUGGUGAAGUGGAACCAGACUUGUGACGUCACUUGGCACGCCAGAAUGUAACGCAGGAAGCCGAUAAGAUUUUGAAAGAAAACUCCCUUCGAAUUAUUUAAAUCAUAUUAGCAUAUGGAUUUUGAUUUGAUGAUGCAUUUCUUUGGUUUGUAUCACGUUUCAUCUCAGUGAAUAGUUACAAACUCUGAAAGUGUAAUUUUUACAAAAUUGAUCCAGUUCUGCAUGUUUAUAUAAAGUAGCAAAAUUCUCGUUUAAGCUACAAUAGUUUUCGACAAAGCGUAUGGUCGAGCACAAUAGUGAAUUCAAUAAACGUAAAAUAGAAAACCCAUUUUAAAAUUAUUAUGAAACAAUGAAACUGGCCAUUAAUAUUCGCAAACUAUUGUAUCUUGUAAGAGAAUUACAGAAAAUUAAAACCUAUUAUAUUACACGAUCCUAUUAUCCAAAGGUAACAACAUUUGUCGGCAUUCAGUCAACAAAAACCUUGUUUUACAGUAAUUCAGAAAUAUUUUAACGUUUAACAGUAGCUCGUGCCUGCCCCCGGCUUUGCCCGUUUACAACUAUACAUUUUUUAACCACAAAGACCGAUGAACGAGGUCAGUCAUUCACUCACUCUCACGGAAUCAUUCAAAAGGUUCGUUGACAGAUGGUGCAACGAGAAAAUUGAUCGAAAUAUUUUAUGUAUUGUAAGAAAAAUUUAAAAAGGAUACAGAAAAUUGUAAAUAAUAACUAUUUAUUUCUUACUUUGUACUUAAUAAGGAACUUAUGUGUAGAGUUGAGCGCAUAUGGGCAAGUUUAACUUAAGCAAGCUAUAAUCUUUUGUUGAAAUAACUGUUUUUCGCGGUUACCAUUUUGAAAUGGUUUCAAUGAUUCUGGUUCAGUUUAUAACUAUGGGUGUAUUUCUCCAAUGACCACUUGUUACAAUAUAUUAUAUCUUUUAUAAUAAUGCUCUCCUUUGCUAACGUAAAAUUAAUUUCAGCCAUUAUUUAUAAAAUUCUUACUGUUACCUAUUUAUGGGAAUUUACAAGGCGUUUAUAAAUACAUUUAUUAAAUAAACGUCCCCCAUUUGCGCUCAACUCAAAAUACAUGAAUCUAUAAUUAAAAAAAUGUUCCUUUCCUUGGAUAAUGCCACUGAAACAGUCUUGUAAAUAUUUAAUUAACUUUAAUAAUAUCUUAGGCUAGUUGUACAUUAUCUCUAUUUAAAUAAAUACAUAGUAAAACUGUACAUAUGUGUGUCUAGAUGUAACGGAAUACAGUUUAAGUGUAUUUGUGUGUAUAUCGAGUAACUUCUCUUCCCGACUGUACUCAGCAAUGUUUCGUUUUAACUCAGUACGAAGAUGUAGUAAUUUAAAUCAACGAGUGAUAUAUAAAAUAUAUGUUUUUACUCAUUUA